UAAAUCAAUAAUAUUGACCUUCAGUAGAAUCAACGAAAAAUGUGUUUGUGUUCAGAUAUACAUAUAUAAAACAUAUUACUUACGCUCCUCAACUAACAAGGAAUAGGAUUAAGUUUAGCCAUGUCUAACAAAAAUAACUUCUGUACAACCGAAACAUUUUUCUCUUUAUGCAAAAAAAAUCGAAACCGUGAUUACCGGUAGUUGACUGGAUUUAUCCUCUAGCUGUGAUGUUCAUUAAGAUAUAAACAGAAUUUAUUUCAUUAGUGAAUAAUAUAACAUUGAAAGUAUGACAAUCAAGUCAUACGUUUGGAUUCAACUUGUUUUCAUCAUCUUUUAUUUUGCUGUUUAUUCGUCUGCGUCUGCAUGGCCAAACACCCAUGAAUAUAACUACUCCGAUUAUGACCCGGAGACAGAAGUACCUGCAGGUAGUGCACCAAAUGGAGGGACAGAGGAUUAUAGUACGCCCCCUGAUCAACAGUAUGUGACCAAAAACAUGGAAUCCAAAAACCCAUAUGUCACCCGCCAACCAAUACCCCUAAAGAUUAAUAACUCUGGUGAAUAUGAUACACCUAAGUUGAAUGAUAUCAUGAAUAAGAUUAAUGCAAGCAAGAUAAUGAAUAACCGAUAUUUUUCCAAGAAUGCAAAAAACAAGAAAAGACAUUCAAGGAAGUAUGACUUAGGCUCUAAUUCUGGUUAUAAAUGGAUGCUGUAUCGCAAACCUAUAGCAGAGCGGAAAAGAAUGAUAAAGUCAAAUGGUUUUCAUUCAACCAAGCAAAAGAACAAGUUUGUUUCUCGUCAUCCCAAACCCGUUUUAUCCAAGAAGUCCCUGAAGAAAUUAAUAAAGAAACUACCUAAGCAUAUGUCAAGGUCAUCUGAAUAUGUAGUGGAAAAAACUGAUUCAUCUAAAUAUGUAGUGGGAAAAAACUUGGAACCAAGUCUUCAACUUGCUGAUUUUCUUCGUGCUGGAUUUCCUAUAACGGUUUUAAUUAACCCAACGUUUCGUGCAAACAAUAUACAAUCAGCGUCGGUAUUAGGAUACGGUUUGCGAUCUCUCCUUAAACACCGUAAUUUUUCAAAAGUUAAACACAUCCAGAUUCCAGGAAAUGCUACAUUGGUUCACCAUAUUGUGAAACGAUCCUAUCCUCCCAAGCUUCACGACCACUAUCGUGAGUCCCGAAGGCGUCUCCAUAAACGAUGGGUAAGGUAUCAAAGACGCCGUUAUUAUAAAAGGAGGACUAGCUAUCGAAAGAAAUCUCAAAAGAGACGGACAUACAGAAAAAAGUACCGAACACGACACACUAAAACUACCACAGUUUAUCAUACCGGAAAUUAUAAAGGCGGAUACAGUCAAGCAUACUGGUCAUAUCUUCAAAAAUACUAUCCAAAAAUAUAUUUACACUAUAUUGAUGGGUCUUAUUCUAAGGGAAACUACCGCACAUAUUAUAAAACCUAUCUCAAAUCAACAAACCAUGUUAAAGGAUAUAACAAACGAGGUUAUCGUCUUGGAUCAUACAGAUCCGGUGUAAAAGACAAGGGUCUAAAAAGGCCCCCAAAACCUAAGAAACCAAAGACCUUCAAGUUAAGAACGGAGGAACCUCAUCUUGGAAACAAUAGUUGUCCAUAUGCUUGGUUAGAGUAUGAAGGAAGUUGUUAUUAUUUCAGUAGAGACGAACUCAACUGGUAUAAAGCAACUAUGACAUGCGCAUCGAUGGGUGGUUAUCUGGCUGUUGUCAACAGUGCUCAUGAAAAUACGUACCUUCGGAACUUUCUGCUAACAAAUGAUGUUGAAAAUGGAGCUUGGAUUGGUCUUAACGAAUUAUCAAACACCAAAAUACAUCGUUGGCGUUGGGGAUAUACUACUAAACUUUGCGGAGAAUUCGACUGGUUCGGCGAGGAACCCGAAUUUCAUUCGAACAAGGACUAUCACUGUGGUGUAAUGUGGCAGACUUACAAGUACCACUGGCACUUGGAAAACUGUUUUACAGAACAUUUUUACGUUUGUGAAAUGAAGCUGGGAAAACCAUGUAAAUGUCAAUAUUAGAAUAAAUUGGUGGAAGUGGUUGAUUUAUGUAGUUUCUGUAACAAUAGAACGGGUCUAUAUUCUUUAAUUGAUAUUUUGUGUUGCCUAAUAAAUGUUUUAUAUGACAACUUGACAGUCAACACAUUGAAAGCAGCCUUUAAUUUCUAUUGAAUCAGAAAAUGUCACACAU
This is a messenger RNA of Magallana angulata, 2210 nucleotides long. RefSeq lists its product as uncharacterized. The transcript has 5 exons. NCBI's taxonomy places the organism in Eukaryota, Metazoa, Mollusca, Bivalvia, Ostreida, Ostreidae. The record is from RefSeq and is a predicted model, not a curated record. The coding region runs from base 287 to 2041 and encodes 584 amino acids. Gene Ontology annotation, molecular function: signaling receptor activity.